AUGGCUGAUAAGACAAAACACGUGUAACAGAAGUGGGUGGGGCUGAAACUGUAAACACCAACUGUGCCUGUCUGCUUACUUUCUGACUUAUUAAUGCGAUAAAGUAGCUAGCUGGUGAUAUGUCGUGUGAUAGCUAGCUAAGCUUAACAUGAAAAUGUUUCUUUAACCUAUAAAAUCUGAAGCGCAAGAUGCGAUGCUAUCUUCACACAUUUCUCCUGUGCAUGAUCUUCGUCUUCUUUUCCUUUUUGUAUGUGUUCAAUCAGCUAGCCUCCACCUUAGAGGACAGAGACGGGUGGAGAGUAAAAGAACACGGAAUACCCGGCAGGAAAAGUCAUGACACCGGGCACCUUCUCAGGAAAAGGCCAGGCCUGGAAGGCCUCCGAGACCGCGAAGAAGGGCUUGACAGGUGUAAGUCACAGUCAGUUUCUUACUGGAAUCCAUAUUGGAGACUGCCUGCUGAUGUUUGUGGAGUGAACUGCUUAUUGGAAUCAUCUUUUAGUGAGCGGUCAAACUCUGCAGUGAAGGCAGAAAGCAGGGAUGAGAGGAGUCACCUGGCUGUUGUGGCCUGUGGCCCCAGGCUAGAGGAAACAAUCACCAUGUUGAAGUCUGCUGUUCUCUUCAGCAAAAAGCCUCUGCACUUUUACAUCUUUGCUGAGGAUGAACUUCACAAGAGUUUCAGAAACACUCUGGAAUCGUGGCCUCGGAGAGUUCGGGCAAGGUUUAAUUCCAGCAUCUACCCUAUCACUUUUCCCAAGGAGAAUGCAAGAGAAUGGAAGAAACUCUUCAAACCCUGUGCCUCUCAGAGGCUUUUUCUGCCACUGAUUCUGAAGGAGGUAGACUCCUUGCUUUAUGUAGAUACAGACAUUAUUUUUCUGCAGCCAGUAGAAGACAUGUGGGCUCUGCUUUCUCAGUUCAAUUCAAGGCAAUUAGCUGCCAUGGCUCCAGAACAUGAGGAACCACGUAUCGGCUGGUACAAUCGUUUUGCCCGCCACCCUUACUACGGCAAGACAGGCAUCAACUCCGGGGUCAUGCUCAUGAACAUGACACGCCUCAGGGAAAAAAUGUUCAAGAAUGACAUGACAACAGUUACACUAAAGUGGGAGGAAAUGUUGAUGCCCCUUCUCCAGAAGUAUAAGCUCAACAUCACCUGGGGUGACCAGGACCUUCUUAAUAUCAUAUUCCACCAUAACCCAGAAAGCCUGUAUAUGUUUCCCUGCCAGUGGAACUACCGUCCAGACCACUGUAUCUAUGGCAGCAACUGUCAACAGGCUGAACAAGAAGGUGUCUUUAUUCUCCAUGGUAACAGAGGAGUUUAUCAUGACGACAAACAGCCAGCAUUUCGAGCUGUCUAUGAAGCAAUUCAGAAGUACCAAUUCGGCGACAACUUGGAGACCUCGCUGCUUCGACCGCUGGAGACGUCGCUGCAGACAACCACCCACACCUACUGCGGCAGAGCAAGUCACUUGCUUACAAAGAGGUUAAAACAGAGCAUCAUGUCUGUUCAACACAGAGAAGAAGGUGAUGAUGGGGGUCAGCAGGUGUAACAUCAAAGAAACGGUGCCUAACAUCUCUUAGGUGAGACUAGCUCUUCCUUUGUUGACAGUGAGCUGGAUCAAAAACAGACUCGGGUUAACAACGAGUCAUCAUUUGUUUACAAACAGUCUAUCAAGACACUGGGAAUGCAGAAGGGUAACCUGUUUUGAGAUUGUAUUUAUUUUAUUUUGUCAUUUUAUUCUAAAGCCAGUGUUGGUGCAUAUCCAUCAAAUGAACACAAUGGGUAU
Pundamilia nyererei is the source of this 1781-nucleotide messenger RNA. RefSeq names its product glucoside xylosyltransferase 1a (gene gxylt1a). Gene Ontology annotation, molecular function: UDP-xylosyltransferase activity. Gene Ontology annotation, biological process: protein O-linked glycosylation via N-acetylgalactosamine. The transcript has 8 exons. The record is from RefSeq and is a predicted model, not a curated record. Lineage: Eukaryota; Metazoa; Chordata; Actinopteri; Cichliformes; Cichlidae. The coding region runs from base 189 to 1544 and encodes 451 amino acids.